AUGUUUGAGCAUUUAUUAGGCGACACCAUGAUGGCUUACAUUGACGACAUGGUGGUCAAAAGCAUGCUCGCCAGUGAUCACCUAACCCACCUUACCGAAGCCUUCGACAUGCUCAAAAAGCACAAGCUCCGCCUCAAUGCCGAGAAGUGCACCUUUGGUGUCAGCUCCGGUAAUUUCUUGGUCACCUCAUCUCCCGACGCGUCACACCGCAUCAUUGUCCUCAUCGAAUACCCUUUUAAGUCUCUCCUUCAGAAGGCAGACCUUUCUAACCAAAUCUCUCAAUGGGCUGUCGAACUUGCGUACUAUGAAAUCCACUUCCAGCCUCGGACAUCAAUCAAAGCUAAGGUCCUCGCCAACUUUAUCGCCGAGCUCACUCUAGCCGACUCUCCUGUCUCAGCUCCAGCUCCAGCUCCAGCUCCAAGCACAAAAGCAGUGCUCCAGGCGAACCCUAGCACUGUCUGGAAGCUUUUCCAUGGAGAUGUAUGGAAGAUGUAUGUCAACAGCACCUCCAACAGCCGAGGCGCAGGAGCCGAAGUCGUCCUCCUCUCCCCUUCCAGCGUCUUACACGAAAGUUCCCUCUCUAUCAACUUCCCAGCCUCCAACAACGAGGCUGAGUAUGAAGCAUUGAUCUCCGGGCUCAAGACCACCGAAGCUCUGGGCAUCAAAGAGCUUGUGGUUUACAGUGAUUCCCAAUUAGUAGUUAACCAGCUUUCGGAGGAAUAUGAAUCUCGAGAUGACCGAAUGCGUACUUACCUCAGCUCUGCUGUUCGGCUCAUCAACAAUUUCAAAGCCAUUCGAGUCGAACAUAUCUCUAGGGAACAAAAUGCCCAUGCCGAUGCCCUUGUCGGGCUCGCUUCGGCUUGCUCCUCCUUGGGACAUCGUUCUAUCUCCUUCAGCUCCAUUGACAAGCCCAGUUUUGAACUUGAAGUAUUGAGCCAAGAGGUACUCAGCAUAGAGCUUGGUCCAAGCUGGAUGGAUAAAAUCAUUGGCUACCUGGGAGAUGAUGCCCUCCCCACCGACAAGAAGGACGUUCACCGACUCCGCAAUAAAGCCGCACUCUUUUGGCUCAAUCUGAAUGGCAAGCUUUACAAAAGAUCAUUCACCGGCCCGUAUCUGCUAGUUGCAUAUCCCCACCAAGUACCAGGCAUCAUUGAAGAGCUCCACGCCCGUGACAGUGGUUGUCACUCCGGUGGACGCCCUCUCACUAGACUUUGGCCCUUCUCUCAAUGGGGCAUGGAUAUCGUCGACAAGCUCCCCGUUGCUCCUGGUGAGUUCAAGUUCUUUUUAACCGCCACUGACUAUUUCUCUAAAUGGGUCGAAGUCGAGCACUUGGUCACUAUUGAAGAAACAGACGUCAUUCGUUUCGUUUGGCGAAAUAUCAUCUCUCGCUUCGGUGUUCCCUUCGCCAUUAUCACAGACAACAGACAGCAGUUUACUAUGAAGAAAUACCAGUCCCUAUUGGACGAGUACGACAUCAAAUGA
Messenger RNA from Rhododendron vialii, 1482 nucleotides. RefSeq lists its product as uncharacterized. NCBI's taxonomy places the organism in Eukaryota, Viridiplantae, Streptophyta, Magnoliopsida, Ericales, Ericaceae. The record is from RefSeq and is a predicted model, not a curated record. The transcript has 3 exons. Bases 1 to 1482 code for a protein of 493 amino acids. Gene Ontology annotation, biological process: DNA integration. Gene Ontology annotation, molecular function: nucleic acid binding; RNA-DNA hybrid ribonuclease activity.